Contarinia nasturtii (swede midge) is the source of this 2433-nucleotide messenger RNA. RefSeq lists its product as uncharacterized. NCBI's taxonomy places the organism in Eukaryota, Metazoa, Arthropoda, Insecta, Diptera, Cecidomyiidae. The transcript has 2 exons. The record is from RefSeq and is a predicted model, not a curated record. The coding region runs from base 126 to 1817 and encodes 563 amino acids. Gene Ontology annotation, molecular function: protein binding.
GGAAAUUUUAUUGAUUUUAUUGCCAGUUGGUGCCAUAAAGAGGUUGUUAAAAGCAUUCAUUCAGUUACCAAAACUAAACACAUAUAUUCAUCCAAUAAAAAAAAAAAAUCCAAAAUCAUUCACUGAUGGGGAACAUUCAAAGGAAAUUAUCUCUCAGAAAGUCAAACGAGGAGAACGACAUUCGUACAGGGACAAAGAAGGGGAAUAAUGUUUGUAUAUAUACAAAGAAGGAGAAGGAUAGUGAGAAAAAUGAAGAGAUUUCGGGUCCAGCGUACAUUUUUACGUUGAAUAAUGAUUGUUUUCAGGCGUUAUUUCCAUACAUGCCACUAAAAGAUUUGGUUGCAUUGGGCCAAACAUGUAAAUUCUUUCGACAAAAUACGGGCGAAUUUUUUCGAAAAAAUUAUUCAGCUGCCAAAACUGUAUGCCAAUGUGAUGGCAUUCGUGUGUUUGAUUCGCAUACGAUGUGGGGUGACAAAAGGCGUAUUGCUAUACCAGAUUAUAAUGAAUUCGUCACUUCAACUGGUCUGAGUGACUCGCUGGGCUCAUACAACUAUAUGAAAUUGCACUACAAAGAAUUCAAAAUGCUAAAAAAUCUUACACUCGCAGACGUAUGUUUGAAGCGAUACCACAUUCAUUGCCUUCGACCAAUUUUGCGCACAAUCGAAGAAUUACAUUUACUAAGUUGUACAGUAACUGAAGAUCUUUACACACUUCUACUACAAUAUUGUGUGAAUAUGAAACGUCUUCAUGUUCAAUUAUUUGACAGUGACUUUUCACCAAAAUAUGAAUGGUUGAUAAAUGUAUACCCAAAACUUGAGCAUUUCGAAUUGAUUGUUUGCGAUGGCCCAACAAAAGCGGAAUUUUUAGCAUUUUUCCAACUUAAUCCAAAAGUACGCAGUUUUUCAUGCCAUUAUUCUACAUUGGAUAAGAUCAGUAAUGAUUCGAAGCAAUUCAUAGAAGCAAGCGUAAAAUUGGAUUCACUUGGAUUGAAGUUUGAUUACAGACAUAGUUCGAAGAAACAAUUGGAGUUGUUGAAUCAUUUUCACAUUGAUGGUUCGUUCAAUAAAUUACAUUUGAGCACGGAUCUCGGUGAUUGGGAGAAUUUGGCUCCUUUUAGUGGCAAUGAAAAUCCGUUUGUGGAAAAGCUAUUUAUUGAUAGUUGUGUUUCAUUUAAGAAAAUGAAACCUCUACUCAAUCAAUUGACCGAAUUGGCUGAAACAAAAAGUGAUCCACCUAAACGGUUUGUAUUUGAUAUAGAAGACGGCUACGAAGACGAAGACGACCUCGAAUACGAAGACGAAUACCAAUUCGAAGCAAAAGGCAAAGGCAAGGGCAAAGAAAAAAGCAACGAAACCGAAAUAAGCACCUAUGUAAAUGAUCUCGUGAAUAUCGAACGUCUUUACUUCGAAAAUCCAUCGGAAAUUGAUAUUUUACCAUUCAUUCAACGACUAAAAAAAUUGAAAAAAAUCAAACUUAUUCAAAGAACUACAUGGCCAGUGGUAUUAAAAUUGCGUAAGUUGAAUGCCGAACGUGAAAAAUUGGACGGAGCCGGAAAAGUUACGAUUUAUCUUCCGGACAAAGAUUUUUUGGCAACAAAAUGGGCCUCCAAAAAUGGUAGCACAAACUUCAGCAAGAUUCAAAUAAAACGACUCGAUUCGUUUGAAUGGAAUUUAUCCAUCCAUGAAUAUAAAGGACUUGUGCGAAAUACCCCAGCAGGAGAUGGCAGAAGGUAUAAAAAUAUUAGGUCACGAGAACUUGUGAGAACUUUUUUUCAUCCAAAAUCUCUAGCAACAUCUAGUCGCAUAAGCUUUGAUUAGGCGAGAGACAUCAAGUACCCACCUGCCAAUUGAUUGUAUUUGGGAUUUUUUUUGACACAUUUUAACCAAAAAUUACAUUUUAUAUAUCCAUAUAUUUGGUAUACGCACUUAAGAAUUUGAAUUUUACACAGCAAUGCGAUGAAUAGCCGUUGCAUUUUGUUCAUAGUAAUCAGUAUUUUAUUGUUCAUUAUACAAUUAUACAUUCCAGAUUGUUUAUUGUUUGUUAUCCAUGUGCGUGAAUAUAAGCAGUUAGUUAUCGCUUCUUAUUCUUAGUUUUAAAAUCAAAAACAUUAGGAGGUUCUAACACAGGGAGAUGAGGGAUAUUUUUAUCCCUCUGAAAAUUUUACGUUACCUCCUACAAAUUUAAGAAACAUUUGGUCCUUUAAAAAAUUCAACAUUUUGGAUACAAAUUGGAACGUAAAAAUCGAUGUAUACAUAUAUUUUAUGAGUAAAAAAAAACAUAAUUAUAUAAUUUCCAAGGAUUUUAUUGUGUUCAUCAUCAUACAUGAAUAAUUAUUUAUUAAAAUAAUUGUUUGUAAUAGUUUAAAUUUGAAUAAAAAUGGUUUUAUGAAUGUGCUUGUGCCGUUUGGCGAAAAACAAGAAAAAAAAAUGAAAA